CAAAGAUGGCCGCUGGCCACUGGGGAAUAUUCAGCGACUGAGCUCCGUGCGGGGCGGAAGCGGGGCCCGAGUCCGUUCGGAAUAGCCCUCCCCGGGCUGCCGGCACGUAGCUGAGUCUGGGCCCGAUGAGCAAGGCGUGGCGGAGGGGGGGCGCCCCCGGCGGCAGGAUGGAGGGGGCCGAGGCGGGGGACCAGGACGAGUCCAGCGGGCACAGCUCCCACAAGAAGAAGCACAAGAAGCACAAGAAGAAGCACAAGAAGAGGCAUCACCAUGAGAACGUGGGGCCCAGCUUCUCCUCCGAGACCCUGGAGUCCAGCCCCUUGCUCCCCAAGCCCCAGCUCAAGCUCAAAAUCAAGCUGGGCGGGCAGAUCCUGGGCACCAAGAGCGUGCCGACCUUCACGGUGAUCCCCGAGGUGCCGCGCUCGCCUUCCCCCCUCAUGGUCGUGGACGAUGAGGACGAGCCCAUGGAGGGGGUCCCCAUUGAGCAGUAUCGGGCCUGGCUGGAUGAAGACAGUAACCUGGACCCAUCGCCCCUGCCGGACCUGGACUCGGAGAGCUGCUUCCCUGCCCGCGAGGACGAGGAGGAGCAGCGCUGGCUGGAUGCGCUGGAGAAGGGCGAGCUGGACGACAACGGCGAGCUCAAGAAGGAGGUGGAUGAGUCGCUGCUCACGGCCAGACAGAAAGCCCUCCUGCACAAGCAGCAGAGCCAGCCACUCCUGGAGCUGCCCAUGGGCUACAAGGCGAAGGAGAUGACGGAGGAGAUGCUGGUGAAGCGGGAGGAACGAGCCCGGAAGCGGCGCCUGCAGGCGGCCAAGAAGGCAGAGGAGAACAAGAACCAAACCAUCGAGCGCCUCACCAAGACCAACAAGGCCAAGGUGAAGACGCUGCGGGAGCGCAAGGCUAAGCAGGCCCCAUGCCCCAUGAUCCGCUACUGCAACGCCGCGGACCGGAUCACCGUGUCCUUCCCGCCCGGGGUCACGCUGCCACUGCCGCCCGGCACGCCGCCACCCGUGCCUGCAGCCACCACCUGCGGGGUCAGCGGCUGCCCCAACCGCAAGCGGUACUCCUGCUCACGCACCGGCGUGCCCCUCUGCAGCUUCGCCUGCUACCAGAAGAACCUGCAGCUGCAGGAGGCGGUCGGCUAGGGCUCCUGGCACCGACCCUGCUGCCAGGCUCCACCUCUUCGAGGGCUUGGCUGAAGAUCCCUGCGUCCUUCUAGGGAGGCUCGGGGGAUGUUCACGCUCCAUCAGCUCAGGAUGCAGCUGCUGCCCUUGUGACGGCGAGAUGAGGACCCUGGCGUCCGGGACCCCUGCUGGGACCGGCUCAUUCCCUGGGAGCUGAGUCAGGUCUGAGCCCAGAGUCGCUGCAGGGUUGGGCCUGUCUGCCCCAGGCCGGCACGGAGGCCCCAGAGCAGCUUACGUGACUCCAUGCAGCCUGGCCUCCUCAUGUCUCUCCCUCCCUGGUGACUGGGAGGGAUGGGAAAUGGCACAGGCGGGCACUGGGCUCGGCUGCGUGGGGUCUCCAGGCCCUGCCACGGGGAGCUGCACCCUGCCCUUCGGGGCACUGCUGAGAUCUGCUGUGCUUGCGGGAGGGAGGAGCGUCUUCCAGCUCUCGGUGGAUGGGCUGGCCGGG
This is a messenger RNA of Gopherus evgoodei (Goodes thornscrub tortoise), 1632 nucleotides long. RefSeq names its product INO80 complex subunit B-like. The record is from RefSeq and is a predicted model, not a curated record. Gene Ontology annotation, cellular component: Ino80 complex. Gene Ontology annotation, biological process: chromatin remodeling. The coding region runs from base 126 to 1145 and encodes 339 amino acids. NCBI's taxonomy places the organism in Eukaryota, Metazoa, Chordata, Testudines, Testudinidae. The transcript is spliced from 5 exons.